CUCCCAUCCUCUUCCAUUACCCCUCCUCCUCCUGCUCUUCCUCCUCCUCCCCCUCUCUCAGUCUGUCUCAGCUGUCCUUGGUGCUGUUCUUUCAGAUGGAGGCUGCAGUAUUCUGCUGAGUAGCGGUGAGCCAGCAUUUGCGCUCUGGGCCUCCAUCCUCCAGUGCUCAGCCGGCAGAGAGGCGAACCUGCGAGUCUUGGAAAGGGAAACUACAGAGCCCACAAUCCUCCAGCCGCAGCCCAGACUGUCGCCUGGCCUGGAGCGGAGCCCCGUGGAACCCUGGGAGCCGCAGUCCCCACUAACCGGCUGGUGGCGAGGCAGAGGGUGACGUACCAUGACAGCCGACAGAGAGAGAGGGACAGGAAGAACACUAACCAGCCGACAGCACAAAGCCACCGACACCCGGGCCACACCGUGCAGCCAACCACAGCUAAACUUAGGUGACAGUUGUAACUGCUGAGUCAUGUCUGCCAGCCUGGAUGAUACAGACAACGUGUUUGACCUGAACGAGGCAAUCCCUGAGACUGAGCUGCUGGACAACAGCAUCCAGAAGGGCCGUGCCCAGCUGUCCGUCAAAGCUCGCAGGCACCGCCCCUCCAGGUCCCGUUACCGCGACAGCGUGAGCUCGACGGAGGGAGACGACAGCCUGGAGAGGAGGGACAGCCCGUUACACCCCACUCGCUCACCUCUCCACCUGGCCAUGCGAGGCGCCUCCCCCUCUCCUGAUGCGCUGUUGUCAGCUCGAAGCCCCGCCUUCUCCUUCGACACAUCACUGGUACGUCGCUCUCCGGAGGAUGAAGAAACAUCACUGGCUACUCCCCCGAGGGGGCGGUACCACCAGCUGACCAAUGCCACAUCUCAGGAGGCACUGGUGACCCCCAGCAGCUCGCCCUCCAGGUCCUGCCCCUCCUCUGACUGCUCACGAGUCUACAUGAGGAAGAGCAGAAGGCCCGACAGUGAAGUGUUGGUUUCUGAUUCGAGUCAGGACACGAGUCCGGCUGACCCUGGAAGUCCAACCGUCAUCUUUGACAAGAAAACCAAGAGACGCUUUCUGGAUCUCGGGGUGACUCUCAGACGCUCCUACAUCAGGGUGAGGAAAGACAAAUCCAACAGGCUCUCUGUGGGCAGCAGAGAGCCGUCCGAGAGUCCGUCUCGGUCCUCAGGAUCCUUCGUUUCCUUUUCCUGGUUCACUGAAGGACGGGGGUCGCUCUCCUCCUCCGGGACUCCCCCCUGCUCCCCCAAAAUCACUCCGCUGAGUUCGCCGAGACCCCGCAAGUCUCAGUCCCAGGAGUCGGCUCUCAGCGAGGAGUUUUCUCCUCCUCACACCUCCUCCUCCUCCACCUUUCCUCCUGUCGACUCCUCCUCCAGAUCCUCCCAUCCAUAUCACACCCUGUCCCAGUCCUCCGACGAGACCUUUGACGACCCGUCCUGUCCCGUGUCUUCGUGGACAACUCAGCAGGUCUGUCAGUGGCUGAGAGGCCUCAACAUGGAGCAGUACGUCCCAGAAUUCAGUGCGAGAGACGUCGAUGGACAGGAGCUGCUGCGGCUGGACGGCAACAAGCUGAAGGGUCUGGGCGUGCUCAGUUCGUCUGAUCGCAGCACUCUGAAGCGUCGCAUCAAAGAAAUCCAAAGUGCAGCAGAGAAGGAGAGAAAAGCUCUGGACAAGAUGGAGAAACAGAAAGAAAAACAACGAAGAAAAGACCAAGAGCAACGCAGAAACUGAACGCCACCACCAGGGGGAGACAGAGAGGGGAAGGAGAGAAAACAAUGAAGGGCAGGAAAGGAAAAAGAAUUAUGAGGACAGGAGGGAGGAUGGAAGACAACGAGAUCGCCCUGAACAAAUUUCAGGCUCUGUUUCUUAUGGUGGCCCUGAAGGACAAAUCCAACAGGUUUUAGCUUUGUUUUGAUGAAAAAUGUUUAAGAAAAUGAGCCAAAAUCAGAAAAUAAUAAAACUAAGUGACAAAAUGAAAGACGGAAACAUUAAUAUAUUUGCUUUUGUCCUUGUAUGUGUUUUGUCCUUUUUUUUUUGUCCUGGGCCACCAUGAGAGUUUAUGUGGAGGUGCGUUCAAAAAUAACGAGAAAGAUCAUUUCAGAAAUGUAAUCUAUAUCUACGGUCUAAAAAUCAAAUCAAAACAUUUGGGUCAAAAAUUUAGUCAGGUGAGAAAAUCUAAUGACAUUUUACUGGUUAAAUUCAGACACCAGCAUGUAAACUCCAGCACCUGAACACAUCAUCUCAUUGAUCUCUGUGACCCCGCCUCCUCCAAAGGACACGCCCACCUGACCACACCCCACG
Molecule: messenger RNA, 2293 nt
Organism: Scatophagus argus
Lineage: Eukaryota; Metazoa; Chordata; Actinopteri; Scatophagidae
Gene: samd14
Product: sterile alpha motif domain containing 14
Exons: 12
Coding region: 464-1723 (419 amino acids)
Biological process (GO): actin filament organization; calcium-mediated signaling; neuron projection development
Cellular component (GO): postsynaptic density; actin cytoskeleton; cytoplasm
Molecular function (GO): actin filament binding
Source: RefSeq, a predicted model, not a curated record